Messenger RNA from Syngnathus typhle (broad-nosed pipefish), 907 nucleotides. It is a transcript of the gene tmem242, whose product is annotated as transmembrane protein 242. Lineage: Eukaryota; Metazoa; Chordata; Actinopteri; Syngnathiformes; Syngnathidae. The transcript is spliced from 5 exons. The record is from RefSeq and is a predicted model, not a curated record. Bases 210 to 659 code for a protein of 149 amino acids.
GGAUAACAUCGCGCACACAGAAUAGCGCAAGGCAUAUUCGCGCAAGACCGAAAGAAAAAAACGGCAUGAAAAUUAAGAAUUGAAAAAGCUCGAUUUUUUUUCAACCGGGGCGCAGGGAGUCCUAACCGGGGCGCCGCCCCGGCUCGCCCCGGCUUGGCUACACCUCUCCUCUCGACUGAUCGCAACGAAACUUGACGGACCAACUCGACAUGUCGACAGCGGAAAAAAAGCCCGUCCAAGUUUCUCCAAAUGAGGACGGCGACAAACUGCAGCUAAUUCAAGGUGUGGGACCUUUGUGCUUCCGGUGUGUAGGUGCUGUCUUCCUGGCGGCUGCGUCAUCUUUGGGCCUGAUCGCAGGCUUCGGAUCCACUUUGGCUUUGGCCAAGAAGAACGAUCCGGACUGCUUCAGCAAGCAGGGUGUGACGGCGGCGCUUCCCGAGAGUGGCGGGGCGCUGGCGCUGCGAGCUCUGGGCCGUGGCUCGGCGUACACGUGCCUUGCCGUGGGUGUGCUCAGCCUGGGCGCAUGCAAGCUGCUCGGCGUCGGCAGUCUGUCCGACCUCAGACGGAAGAUGGCAUUGUUGUUGCCACCCAUCUCCAGGUCGGAAGCGGCGCCGAGGUCUGACUUGAGCAACCUCGACUCGCUCUUCAGGUCCAAGUGAGCGGACGGAACGUAGGCGGUUGGCGUGUGUCGGAAAGCCACCGUUUGUGACUUGGCUUUGUAGGACUGUGGGAAUGUUUUCUGUUGGUGUUGGCUUCAUACACAUCAACAAGCUUGCAUGUCAGAAACAGGUUAGUGGACUUCCUGCGUGUGCUGCCGUAAGUACUAGCUGAACUUGCAAAAAUAUUUGUUUCUUUAUGGUUGGUGACUCUGUGGACGUAAUACAAAUAAAUGUCAUCUGAAUGCAAA